Rhipicephalus microplus (southern cattle tick) is the source of this 3976-nucleotide messenger RNA. RefSeq names its product zinc transporter foi. Gene Ontology annotation, biological process: intracellular monoatomic cation homeostasis; zinc ion import across plasma membrane. Lineage: Eukaryota; Metazoa; Arthropoda; Arachnida; Ixodida; Ixodidae. Gene Ontology annotation, molecular function: monoatomic cation:bicarbonate symporter activity; zinc ion transmembrane transporter activity. The record is from RefSeq and is a predicted model, not a curated record. Gene Ontology annotation, cellular component: plasma membrane.
UACGCGUCCCCGAGCGUCCGGAGGAGGUCUUGGACGGCGCGUCACGUGCAACGCCGCCCUUUUCGGCGAGAGCCGCCCCCUAUUGGACGAACAGGUGGACAAGACCGCGGCUCGUACCGCGUUCGCGCCCAGACGCACGCUAACUUCUUGGCUGCUGCUGCACACGGUCACCAAGUGCGGGACGUCUGCAGGCUACCCUACAGUCGUGAAGAUGCGGGUGUUCAGCCUAGAGGACCUUCACCAACUGGUGGCCAAUCAGUGCCAGCAGGCCUGUCUACUGGCUGGACUGUGCCAACAAAGACGACCGGGGCAUGCACCUGCCAGUGGGCUGGCAAAGAAACAAAGGCUAAUAAAGGUUCUCAAGUCAAGGCAUCACAGAAGUACUCAUUGCUACCGAGCCAUGUGUUUCUGGUGUCAUAUAUUCCUGUGCGUACUGAGUGCGGUACCAUCGCUGGAGGCGAAAGAGACACCUGAGCGGUUCAGAGAUCACGAGUACUUCCUCCGCAAGCUGUUUGACAAGUACGGGCACGACGGCAAGAUGACCUUCGAGGGCUUUGAGCAUCUUCUUGAAAACCUCGGCCUGGCACACAUCACCAUCCGAGAUCACGACCUGUCAGCGCACCGUCCUCAAGGUGCAAACGUCGGAUUUGUGAAUCAUCAUGCUCACCACGUGCAUGUUGACGGGGUGGGUGCUACCGCUGUUGUGGACGAUCACCAUGACCACCACGACCACGGACAUGGUAGGGACAGUUCGGAUCACAUGCAUGCAUCUGAGGGAGAUCGUCAUGCGAGGGUGCAGAGGGACCUCUCUAGUCAGGAUCACACAGAGGCAGUUGACUCCUCUAAUAGAACAGAAGCUCCCAGUGUGCCAAAGGUUUCAGCCACCACAAGGACAGCAGAAGUCUCAUUUGAAAAGUGCCUCACAGCGACAGAAAUUCUGCACACUGUAGACACAAGUCCUGAGGCGAGUGUCAUAAACCUGAAGGACUUCCAGCAGCUAUGUCCGGCGCUCGUCUAUCAGCUGGAUGAGAAACAUUGUUCCGAGCCACAGUUAAACCGGCACAUCCACCAUCAUAGUGACGGUGAAGAAGAGACAACGGUGGACUUCAAAGUGUGGAUGUACGCCUUCCUGGGCGUGCUCGGCAUCAGUCUGACAGGCCUGCUGAGUGUGGCCAUAGUGCCACUUAUGCAGAAAGUCUUCUACCAAACGCUCAUCCAGUUCCUGGUGGGGCUUGCUGUCGGGAGCCUAACGGGCGAUGCCCUUCUGCACUUGUUGCCCCACGCCAUGUCUGGCCACCACCACGAUCACUCGGAGGAAGGUGGUGACGGAGAGAACUACGUAUGGCACGGCCUCGCUGCGCUGGGAGGCAUUUACCUGUUCCUGAUCGUGGAACGCUUCCUCUCCAUACACUCUAACCACAAGCAUCGCAAGCACAGUCCACGAUCUAACAACAGCAUACAGUCAAACCCAACGCCAAAGAGACUUCAGCGCUCCUCUCAAGAUGACCCGAGCAAAGUUGUGGGAGAGAAGCUGUCUCAACACAAGCAGGGCUCCUACGGCUAUGUGGACCCCUCUGGAAUGGAAGCCCUUGAACGGCUAACAGCAGUUCCAGCUGAAGAACUGGAGCUGUCCCCCCUGGGCGAGAGUUACAUGGAGAUCAUGGACAUUCGCGACUCUGAGCUGCGUCCCAAGGCUGGCAUGGAGGCACAGCCCGAAAAGGACCUCUUGGUCAUAGUCAAGAACGGUGGAUCCAAGCUGCCCACCAACCCAAGGUGUCCGCCAUCUCCUUUGCCACAGGACGAGGAGAACAAUCACAGGCAUCCUAUUUGCCACAGCUCUGGGGACCAACGCACGGAGAAGUGCCACACAGAAACCUUGGUCUAUCGCCAGGCUGGUGAAGAGCACACCUUUAUGCUAACAGUCGCCGAUCACCACCACCACCGCCACAGUCACGCUCAUAGCCAUGAGGUGCCGUCUUCUAUAGCUGCCAUGGCUUGGAUGGUGAUCAUUGGUGAUGGGCUUCACAACUUUUCUGAUGGACUUGCUAUAGGUGCAGCAUUUGCAUCCGGUCUCUCCGGUGGCCUUAGCACAACCAUUGCAGUGUUCUGCCACGAACUUCCACAUGAGCUGGGUGAUUUUGCAGUGCUUCUCAAGGCGGGCAUGUCGGUGAAACAGGCAGUGUUCUACAACAUAGUGUCAUCUGUGCUGUGCCUGUUAGGAAUGGCCAUCGGCAUCUCUCUAGGAAACGUCCACUCGGCCUCUUCGUGGAUUUUCGCUGGUGUUGGUGGCAUGUUCCUUUACAUUGCUCUGGUUGACAUGCUUCCGGAGCUGUCUGUCAACCCUAACCACGGCAAUGCGAGGGCCGUUCACCAGCUUGGAAUUCAGCUGCUUGGCAUAUCGCUGGGAGUGACGACAAUGUUUGUGAUUGCUCUGUAUGAGCGGGACCUUCAAAGACUCAUGAGUUCUUAGUUUCUUACUCUUCACCCGCAAGGCAUCAAUGUGCACCACUGUGGACUUGUCAUUCACCAUUGUCUCCGACUCCUUCAUCAAACGACUUCAUGCUGCUGUUGCAUUCUUCUGGUAGAGGCCUCUUAUAGCUUCAAGAGCAAGUUGUCGGGAAAGGUUUGCCAGAAGGAAGCCCGACCAUGCCUGCAGUUGCUCUCGAGCUCCAUCGGUUGUGGAUAUCCAUUUGUCAGAAGUGUCUGGACAGUCUCCAAGCUAAGCCGGCAUCCUCGAUGCGUGUGUGUGUUGUGCAUGCUGAACAUUGCUGUGUUCAAGAUUAUGGACUAGCUCGCAAAAGGAUACAAAAUAUGGUGCAUAGCAUUAGGAAGAGUCAUGCCUAGGUAAUUUAUGUGUGAUAACAAGCUAUCGUGGUGCGUUUAGCAAUACAGUGAAGACAACUUUGUUUGUUCUGGACUUCCCACCUGCAUGAUCAUAUAAUAUGUGCCUGCUUGUAUCCUUUCCUGCUUUUUGUUAGGUUUUUUUUUUUGCUAUGCACGAACAAUCUUGGUUCACACUUAUUGUUUUAGUGUCCUGUCCUCUCCUACUUUUUAUUGCCUCUGUUGACCGAUGUCAAUUCAUCUUCUAUUUUGGGAAAUUUUCAGAGCCAUAUUCUGUAAAAACCAGAAUGAUCCAUAAGCAAGAUGCUGUGAAAAGACUUUAUGGCAGAGUUUUUCUUCUGCAAUAAUCUUGCAAUCAGAAUAUGAAGUUUGAAUAACUGUUGAUGACAGCUGAGUGGAGUGAGCUGCGCAUUUCCACAAUAUGAACGUUUCUGGUGCACUUAAUUAUUUUGCUGGGUAUGUGCACCAGUACUUCAGUUUUUUCAACACUGCUGUGAAAGAAGCAGCUAAAGUUUUUUCCUACCCCAUUAUGACAUGCCUUAAUUCAUCAAUGUGCUACAUUCUUUUUUUAUCGGAUCUUUCAAUAGUGCAGCUCAUCAUUUUCAUUAAUUUAUGCAGUGUUUGCUGGCAUUUUGUAAAUUACGUUUGUGUGUAGUUUGGGCGCGCUCCCAGCAUGUGUGUGCAAACUGUUCAUACUCAUUGAUUUGCAACUGGUGGCAUUGUUUUUUAGUUUUAUGCAUGCACAGUGGCAAGACGUGCUGGUAGUGUUCCUUUGCUUGUUCCUGUUCUAUUUGGUCUGCUUAGGUGGACGGACUGUGGUUUUACCGUUGUCGUUUGUUGCCCGCUUCUUUUAUUUUGAAUUUUGCCUAUAUUGGGGCAGACAUGAGAGUAAAGCGCGAGUGUUAAGCACUCGGAGAUUGUCAAUGGGCUUACACCCAGCCACAUAAGCACUCUGGAAGGCCGUGCCGCCUCAUGUCCCGAGUCGUGCUGCAAUGUUUGAGAAGGUUACUGGUUUGCACAUUUUAUUCUUGACAGCAUAGGUUACACAAAUUGUUGCUGUUCAGACCGAACAGCCUUAUAUUAUAUACAUAUAUCUUUGAUGAUACAUUUUGCUAAUAAAGUCUUUGGUAUGUCA